Molecule: messenger RNA, 5022 nt
Organism: Acanthochromis polyacanthus (spiny chromis)
Lineage: Eukaryota; Metazoa; Chordata; Actinopteri; Pomacentridae
Product: NLR family CARD domain-containing protein 3-like
Exons: 10
Coding region: 217-3333 (1038 amino acids)
Molecular function (GO): protein binding
Source: RefSeq, a predicted model, not a curated record
GAGACGAGUUUUUUAUAUUCAAAUAUCUUUGUGCUCUAAAGCAGCGCUCGUGAUUCACGCUCAAUGUGUGAAACGGAUGGUACUCACUGUUCACUGAAGUUGGGGAGCUACUGAUUGUCUGGAUGUAAGUGACUCAAAGUGUGCAGGCAAAGAUGAUGAUGAUGACCGCUGACGAUGAGCAUCAGUGACUAUGAGGGAUGAAAGAACUGGGAAAAAAUGGAGGAAAACAUUGCUGCACAUGUAACAAAUGAGGCAUCUCAAGAGUUAGUUCCUUCAAUUCAGGCUGUGGUUCAUCAUUUCCAUCCCAGCUUCUCUGCUCAGAGUGGCGGCAGUGUGGUCGCUCCCUCCUUCAUCGGUUCUAAUGUGGGCAACAUAAACAUCAAUAUCGUAUCAACAACACAAGAGUCUGUUGGUUCAUUAAAAGAAGCAUUGAACACUGAUAACACAGUCAGCUGUGCUUUGCAGCAGCUAACUGAUAAGAUUGCAGAAUGUCAGCAGAAACUGAAAUCCACUCUGAAGAGGAAGUUCAGUCACUUUCUCGAGGGAAUGGCGACGGAAGUGGACAAAAUAUCUCUCGAUAAAAUCUACACUGAGCUCUACAUCACUAAGGGGGGAAGUGGCGAAGUCAAUAAGGAGCAUGAGGUGAGGCAGAUUGAGACAGCCUCCAGAAUCCAUGUGGCGCAGGAGAAAUCAAUCCACUGCAAUCACCUGUUUGUUCCUCCACUCGGACGAGACGGUCACAUAAGAACCGUGAUCACGAGAGGAGUAGCUGGCAUCGGGAAAACCGUAUCCGUCAAUAAAUUCACUCUAGAUUGGGCAGAGGAGAGAGCAAAUACAGACCUCAAGUUUGUGUUCCCUCUUACUUUCCGAGAGCUGAAUUUGAUGAAGAAGAAACCCUUCAGCCUAGUGGAGCUUCUCAGUGUCUUUUUCCCUGAAGUAAAAGACACAGGAAUCUUUACUGACGAUGAAAACAAAAUGCUUGUCAUCCUGGACGGUCUGGACGAGAGUCGCCUCUGCUUGGACUUCCACAACAGUGAAAUAAUGUCAGAUGUGACACAGCCAACCCAAAUUGCUGUGCUUCUGACCAACCUGAUCAGAGGAAGACUGCUUCCUUUUUCACUUGUUUGGAUCACGUCACGCCCAGUGGCGUCCAGUCAAAUCCCGUUGGAGUACAUCGAUCUGGUGACUGAAGUUCGAGGGUUCAACAACCCCCAAAAGGACGAAUACUUCAGGAAGAAAAUAUGUGACGAGAGCUUAGCAAACCGGGUAAUCACACAUGUGAAAUCCUGCAGGAGCCUUCACAUCAUGUGCCACAUACCGAUCUUCUGCUGGAUGGCGACGAGCGUUCUUGAGAAGAAGUUGGCGGUGGAAAACAGCAAAGAUUUGCCAGAAACUCUCACUCAGAUGUACAUACACUUCUUGUCUUUGUAUGUGGAGACCAUGAAGAAGAGGCUUCCAGGAAGAAGACAGUCAAAUGUUGACAGCGUGAGAGCAAACCUCCUCUCCUUAGGUAAACUGGCUUUCAAAGAGCUCGAGAAGGGCCACCUGACCUUCUACGAGAGCGACCUCAAACUGAAUGGUAUAAACGUCUCGCAGGCGUCCAUGUUUUCUGGAGUCUACACUCAGAUCUUCAACGAGGAGGUGACACUGUGUGAGGAGAAGAUGUUCUGCUUUGUGCAUCUGAGCGUUCAGGAAUUCUUUGCCGCAUUGUACGUCUUCCUCAUGUUUCACAACCACAACGAGAACGUCCUGGUGAAGAAGACGUCCACUUCACGCCCUUUCUUUCUCAGGGAGUCGUCUGAGCUCAUCCUCUACAAAGAAGCAGUAGAGAAGGCUCUAAGGUGCGAAAGUGGACAUUUUGACAUCUUCCUGCGCUUCCUUUUUGGCCUUUCUCUGGAGUCCAAUCAGAAGCUGCUGAAGUAUCUAAUGACCAACAACAGAACACACCAGAGGACGAGACCUGAAAUCAUUAAACACAUAAAGGAGAGGAUCAGGGUCAGCCCCUCCCCAGACAGGUGCCUCAAUCUCUUCCACUGUCUGAAUGAGCUCAACGAUCACUCUCUCGUAAAAGAGAUUCAGAGCUUCCUCAAUUCAGAAAGCCUGAACAAAGUCAACCUUUCACCUGCCCAGUGGGCAACUCUGGUGUUUGUGUUGCUGACUUCAGAAGAAGAGCUGAGCGAGUUUAAACUGAGCAAAUACAGCAGAUCGGAGGAAGGUCUUCUGAGGCUGCUGCCCGUGGUGAAAACAGCCCAAGUCGCAAACCUAAAUGCCUGUAACCUCACAGUGACCUGCAGUGAAAUCCUGGCAAAUGUCAUCAGUUCAUCCCAGCUUCAAGAGCUGGACUUGAGUAACAACAACCUGACAGAUGCAGGACUAAUGCAGCUCUCUGCUGGACUGAAGAACAGCAAUCUGGAGACACUCAGACUGAAGAGCUGCAACCUAACAGAGCACAGCUCUGACUGCAUGGCAUCGAUCCUCAGAUCUGCUUCUUGUCAGCUAAAGGAACUGGACCUCACUGACAAUGACCUUCAAGAUGUAGGAGUAUUACAGUUCUGUGGUGGACUGGAGAGUCCUCAGUGUAAACUGGAAAUACUCAGUCUGUCCCUGUGCAGAGUGACAGAGGAUGGCUGCACUUUCCUGGCAUCUGCUUUGAACUCGUCCCGUCUAAAAGAGCUCGACCUGAGCUACAAUCAUCCAGGAAACUCAGGCCUGAGGCUGCUGUCUGCUCUACUAGAGGAUCCACGAUGUAGUCUGGAGAAACUCAGUGUGGAGCACUGUGGUGAAUCCAGGAUUCAGCCAGGUCUACAGAAAUAUACCACCAAACUCACCCUGAACCCAAACACAGCACACAAGGAUCUUUCUCUGUCCGAGGGAAACAGGAAAGCAACCCGUUGGACCAAUCAGCGGUAUCCCGACCACCCGGAGAGGUUUGACUUCUGGACUCAGGUGCUGUGCAGGGAGGGACUGACUGGACGGUGCUACUGGGAGACGGAGUGGAGCGGGAGGCUCUUCAUAGGAGUGGCCUACAGAAGGAUGCAUAGGAAGGGAGAAGGUCAAGACUGCUGGUUAGGCCGAAAUGACUUCUCCUGGGCCCUGAGCUGCACCAAGGACGGCUACAGGGCUUUGCACAAAGACACCAACACCGCCAUCCCUGGGACACCCACCUCCAAUAAAGUGGGAGUCUUCCUGGACUGGUCAGCGGGGACACUGUCGUUUUAUAGGGACUCCUGUGGUUCACUCACACUCCUCCACACCUUCCGCACCACCUUCACCGAGCCGGUUUAUCCGGGGUUUCAUCUCGGCUGGGUGGACUCCACAGUGUACUUGUGCUGAACUACUCAAGCAGAUAUGUUUGCUUAUAUUUUUCCUGGUCAGGAGAAACUGGUGUCUUAGACUUCAGAGGGCUGCACUACAAAGCAGGUUUGACAUAGUCGGGCUUUCUUUAUGAAAGUUAUUUUUUGGCCUUUUGUUGGCUUUAUUAGACAGGUUAAUAGAGAGGCAGACAGGAAAGUAGGGAGAAGAAUGGAGGGAAGACCUGCAGCAAAGGGCCAUGAACUGGAAUCAAACCCAGGCUGCUGCGUCGGGGACUAUAGCUCCUGUUUAUGGUCUAGUGGGGCUUUCUUUGUGUAAGUCGGUUUGACUGAAACUAAAGCCCCAGUCGAAGACAACAGGUAUGAAGGGGGUUAGUAACUUUCUUUGUUAACUCAGGCUUUCAGGCGUCAAAUUUUGUACGCGUUAACAUAAAAGAAGGCGUCAUUUGACUCUUCUUCUGCACAAACUGAAAUGAUCUGGUGCAGCUUGUUUUAACCCUCGUGUCGUCCUGCAGGUCAAAAUUGACCCGGUGUAAUGUUUGACAAUGUGGAAAAAGAAAUAUUUUUACAGUUAAACUUCUGAUGUCCACAUUUUCAACAUUUUUGGGAAAUCUUUGAACAUUUCUUUUGAAAAAAAAAACAUGAACAGCUCUAUACAUGACAUGUGCAGCAAUAUGAGCAGACUGUGUUUUGGUAUUAUUAUUAUUAAAUCACAUUUGUAAUGAAAAAUAAAUUCUUGAGUGAAGUCAUGAACGGAAGAAUCACAAAGAUGAGUUUCACUUUUAACAAUCAUUUUAUUAGCAGUCCCAAGAGGCAAUGAAAAAAAAGAAUCAAAGAAAAGAAAAGGGACAGAAAUUAAGAUUACAGUCAAGACGGUGGGUCAAUUAAAGUCAGUGAACAGAAAGACGGAACAGAGGGCUGCACACACACACACCAAACACACAAAAAAAGAAACAGAAAGUGAUAACUAAAUGUAAUCUCAUGGGUAGUGUGUGUGAGUGUGUGUGUGUGUUGGCUGAUCCCUCUGUUCCUCACGAGAAAUUCACCAGGACUGACCCCACAUUCACACUUGCACACAAACAUAUCAAAAAGCCUGUUUUCCCCUCUUCAGUAAAAGAUGAUUUUAUAUGCAUACAUGCAGCAAAACCAGCAGAGCACAGCCUGGGCUUUGCUUCCACCCUGUCUUCAACAGGCACAGCUGUAGGACGGGAGACGAAAAACGAGUGUGACCUUAUCAGGAAGACAGUUGUUCUCCACACUGAUACCACACUAAUGACAAAGUUUUAUAUUGUGGUAAAUGGAAGGAGGUUUAUUAGAAUGGCUUUAUGCAUACUGUAUACUUUUGUCUCACGUUAGAUAAAGAAAAUUGUAAAAUCAAAAUGAACCCCUAAAGCUCAAUAUUUUAGCCAGGCAUUAUACUUUCCAAAAAACUUACAGCGCCCUCCAUAAUUAUUGGCGUCCCUGGUUAAGAUGUGUUGAAAACCUUAAAAUAAAUUCAGUUUUUAUUGCAGAAGCAAACUCUCACACUGAAAAUUGUAGAAAAAUGUAUUAUAGGAGAAGAUUAGGUGCUGUUUUGUUGGUAAAUAGGGGGUUGUACAAUGUAUUAACAUUAGUGGUGCUAAUAAUUGUGACACACAUGAUUUGAUGUAAAAGAAUUAUUUAUUAAUGUGUGAUUUUUUUUCCCCCACUGAAUAAAUGCACUUGAAUUAAA